Messenger RNA from Penicillium samsonianum, 530 nucleotides. RefSeq lists its product as uncharacterized. The record is from RefSeq and is a predicted model, not a curated record. Lineage: Eukaryota; Fungi; Ascomycota; Eurotiomycetes; Eurotiales; Aspergillaceae. The transcript has 2 exons. The coding region runs from base 117 to 227 and encodes 36 amino acids.
CUCUGACUUGCCUGAAUCCGAGAAUCUUGUACCUGGCUACACCCCCUUGGGAUACACAAGUUGCGCAAGUCUGAUAUAAAUACGCUCCUGGUAUCAGUUGGGUACUUCUCGACACAAUGCCUGGGUCACCCAUCAUUGAGCCGCAGCGGUGGAAAGACAUUAUCAAUCUUUCCCGAUGCCCGCACAAGGAUAGAGCAAGUCGGCCGCCAUCAAACCGAGUGACUUAGUUUGUUUCCUGGCGCAUGAAAGUCUGCGGUUGAGAGGUCUACUCCAAAUUCUUCGUUAAGAAGGGGCGGUUUAGGUGUUCUUAGACACUCUAUCCCUGAAUUUCAUCUCUAUUUGUUCGGGUAUGGCCGCCGAGGCUCGAACAGGUGCAAUCGCCAACAACUAAGAAGGUGGUAACGACACAGGUACUAGUGACAACGUACAAAUGCGGAGCAACUAGCUUGAACAUACAUGCAAAAUGCAGCAAUGUAGUCCUAAUGGAACCAGCAUUGAAUUUCAACCACCUCUUCCAAACUAUUAGCCGG